AGAUUGAAAUUGAAUUGCAAACAUGCCAACCUCAGAAUAGACAAUAGGGAAUGCCAGAUAACGUUUCCAAACGUAGUUGCUUAUUUAGAUUUGCUGGUUCGGUAGGCUGUACAAAUAUUAAAAUUAAUAAGCCAGCGGUGAAGAGUGAACAAUAUAAUGAUGGAAUUGGUGAAUUGCACAAUCUAGUAGGAUCAAAGGCAAUCAUACGCAGUAAGCAACUUGCACUAAUAUCAUCACUAAAAGUAUUGAUCCACAAAAAAACUAUAGAUUAUAGCUAAUUACAAUAUAAAUCAUAUAUACAGUUGAUCUUCAACAUUUAAAUUUUACAGCAGAUAGAUGCAUGGAUAGUUAUAAAUUCAUUAAAAUACAUGCAAAUAUUCUAAAAUGGUAUAAACUACAAACAUCACAAUUUUGCAGGUACUUGUUCUAUGUAGUAUCAAAGCUAAGAUGCUAUGUUUACCUAGUAACUUGCCCUUGUUUUUCAAUGCACUGCCUCCAUUUCUUGAGCAACAAUCAGUUCAUCAG
Molecule: messenger RNA, 525 nt
Organism: Rubroshorea leprosula
Lineage: Eukaryota; Viridiplantae; Streptophyta; Magnoliopsida; Malvales; Dipterocarpaceae
Source: the annotation of a GenBank genome assembly